This is a messenger RNA of Penicillium cosmopolitanum, 1182 nucleotides long. RefSeq lists its product as uncharacterized. The record is from RefSeq and is a predicted model, not a curated record. Bases 1 to 1182 code for a protein of 393 amino acids. The transcript has a single exon. Lineage: Eukaryota; Fungi; Ascomycota; Eurotiomycetes; Eurotiales; Aspergillaceae.
AUGGGUUCCAUCGAAACCAUUUAUGAUACACGGGAAGUCUUCCAGCUGACUCAACUGGAGCGGAUUGGACCCAAAGGUUACCUGCGUUAUGUUUUUCCUUUCCAUCUAGAAGCCAACUACGACGUCGAUGAAGUUGCAAGAGUCCUUCAGGUCGGAUAUGACGCUCUUUCCCAGAGAAUACCAGAAGUUGCUUGCGAGGCCGUUCCAGAUACCGAUACAACGCAGAAAGGAGUAAUGAAAUUCCAGUUAAUGCAAAAGGGUAGCGGCACACGCAUAGUUGUCAAGGAUUUACGCAGCUCUUAUCAGCCUACGUAUGCGGAAUUGAAGUCGAAGUCUUUUCCCGUCGCUUCUUUCGAUGCCGAUAUAUUUUGCCCAAGAUCUGUGUGGCCUUCACCUGGGGAACAUCUCCCCAUAUCUUUGAUUCAGGCCAACUUCAUUCAAGGGGGCUUGAUACUUUCGUGGUGCAUUUUGCAUAUGGCAGGCGAUGGCACGUCCUUUCAUACCUGGACUAAGGUUUGGGCAGAGGAAUGCCGUCGUGCCCAGGGACUUGAUAUACCUCAACCUGUCGAGCUUGCGGAUGCUAUCUGCAAAGAUCGAGAAUCAGUGAUGAAAUCUUCGGGUCGCAACAAGGGAGAUAUUGAAGAUCAUCCAGAAUGGACUCUUCUCCCAUUCACGCCACCUGGAGCGCCACCUAAAAUGGUGUCACCGAAUCAUCGGGGCCAGGUUUUCUAUUUCUCCCCGGAAUCAUUGGAAGCUCUUAAGGCAGAGGCCUCUCCAAGCAAUGCCACUGAGCCAUCGGACCAAAAAUGGAUAUCUACCAAUGAUGCUCUUUCCGCGCUACUCUGGCGCACUGUGAUGGCGGUACAGUCACCAUUGGAAUCUCUGGAAGGAGACCCUGUCUCUCUAUUCAAUAUUGCCAUUGAUGGAAGACUGCGAACAAGUCCCCAAAUACAUCCAGAGACACUGGGAUGCUUCCUUGAGUAUGUCGCAGUGUCGGCACCUAUUCGUAACAUGCUGAGCACUCCGAAUAUUGCCGAUCUUGCGGUACAGAUCCGCAAAGCUGUUCUUCGGGCAGAUGAUCAGUUUAGCGAUGAUAUGGUGAGUCUUGUGGAGAAAGUUGAGGAUGUCGAUAGGCUGGUUCCGACUGCAUUUUUGGAUGUCCCUGGAAUAAUUGCAUUUUGA